Molecule: messenger RNA, 856 nt
Organism: Austrofundulus limnaeus
Lineage: Eukaryota; Metazoa; Chordata; Actinopteri; Cyprinodontiformes; Rivulidae
Source: RefSeq, a predicted model, not a curated record
UUUCAGAUUUGUUGGAGGAUUUCUUUCCACCGUGAUGAUGAAUUCUCAAUGUUUGGUUGRCUGAAACCAUCCAUGUCUCUGACAGCAGGGACCCCCAGGAGCACUCCCUCUGAAGAACGAUGAACCUGUGGCUCAGCUGUCUUCUCCUGUCGGCGUCUGUGUUUCUGAGCGGCUCGGCUCCGACGCCCGAGGAAUGCCAGGCGCUGCUCACGCCCGUGUCUCUGGCCGACCCYUCUGUGCUGCAUGGCAGAMUGAACUUCCUGGUGGGAUACACGAAUCACGAGGCUUCUAAAAAUAUCCUUAAAUCAACCGACAGCUCCUGGGUGAAAAUCUCAGCGUCGCCGACAAACGUCUCUGAGAUUAUCAUGAUUCAGGAAAAUAAAAUAAAUGGAACCUGCCUCGGUUCGAAGGCGAGGGUGACAGUGGAAGGCUUCGCUGCGACGACAUCGCUUCCCAACGUGACCGCAGUGUUUCACGUGCUGCCGAGCUGUCAGGGCUGCCUGACCAUCAGCAUCAACAGCACAGCCAAAAACAUCAAGCAUCUCCUUAAAGUCAUGAACCUCCACAACCCCACAGACACUGAGGAGUUCCACGCUCACGCUCUUUAUUUUUUAGGCCCGGAGUCGACCGUAAAGGACUCGGAUCUGGAUCAUUUCAAGAAGCAGGCGAGCUGCUUCGGCUUCUCCAGAGAACCGGACUACCACUAUGAUCCUAACAAAGUCUCUUCAGGUUUCUGCCAGGAAGGUGAAGGCCUCAGGCUGCCGUACUCCCACUGAUCCUCCAAACAGUCAGCCAGAAACAAAUAAAUCAAGUUGAAACUCUUCAUUAAAAUAACAAUAAAUGAUUUAUAAACAAG